CCAUGAUCUUCUGUCUCAGGUGAGCUACUCUGGUAUUCAACAUGUCUUGGUACCCAAUCUUGGAGUGUGUGUCAUUUGUGGAAGAUGACUUCACCUCUGUGAUCUGACAUCCUGGCUCCACCUGCUGUUAACAAGGGAAAGUCAUUUUCACUUUUUUUCAUUUUCUGGUUUUUACCUAAUUGCAUAAAUGAUUAUAUAAUGUAUCCUUUUUUAUAUAAAUACAAAUCAUAUAAAUUUCAAUUUAAUAUUACUUAGCUUAAAAGCAAAAACAAACAAAAAAGUGUUCAUAACAAGUCAUUUGAAUAAUACCUUGGUAUGUAAUAAAUGGUACAGUGUGUAUUGCCUCUGUAUGUCCACAUUAUUACAUCACUGUUGAAUAGUGCACAGUGCUUCCUGAAGUAGUUUAUAAGAGGAGAAUAGAUACAUUAAAACAUAAUAGUAAUAGUAAGGCUAUGCACACAUUUCAUACAAAAUAAAGACUUACUCAAAGAUGACCAAGAAAGGGGAUGUCCUAGUGAUCAUUAAAAAAAAUCUUGUCUGAAGAGCUAUAUAAUCCAGUAAAAAAGCAUUUCCACCCAUAUACACACAACUGACAUCAAUGAGGGAUGGAUGAUCUUGUAACUGGUCUGGUAUUGGCUGUGUGUUUGUUUCACCUGAACACAGCCUUGGCUGUGUGUCUAGAUGAUCUGAGUCAAAGGACUAUGCUUACAGGCGCCAAGGUUGGUACUGUGGAAUCAUCUGUGAAUUGCAAGCUGCAGGGUAGCACACGUCCACCUGCAUUCUCAAAGGAUGGGGACUUCAUUAUUGGCGGCGCUUUCUCCCUUCACUCUUACACGCAGACAGCUUACAAUAACUAUACCAACAUGCCUGCACCUGUGAAAUGCAAAGGAAGCAUUGACACUGUUGAGCUGCAAUCCACAAGUUCGAUGGUCUUUGCCAUAGAAGAGAUUAACAACAGCACAGACCUGCUGCCUGGAAUCGAGCUUGGUUAUCGGAUCUAUGAUUCAUGUGCAUCAGUACCUGUGGCUGUGCAUGUGGCAUUUCAGUUUUUAAAUAGAUUGGAGGCUCAGUUUAACACUGGUAAAAACUGCUCUCAGUCUGGUAUGGUGAUGGCUGUUGUUGGUGACUCUGGGUCUACGCCAUCCAUCACCAUGUCACAACUUAUUAGUGCUUUUAACAUUGCUCAGGUGAGCCACUUUGCCACAUGUGCAUGCUUGUCUAACAAGCAGCAGUACCCAAAUUUCUUCAGAACAAUCCCCAGUGACCAGUUUCAAGCUGAAGCACUAGCCAAGCUGGUGAAACACUUUGGCUGGACUUGGAUAGGUGCUGUUCGGUCAGAUUCGGAUUAUGGAAAUAAUGGCAUGGCAUCUUUUCUCCAAGCAGCACAGAAAGAGGGGAUCUGUGUGGAAUACUCUGUAUCUUUCUAUCGGACAAACCCACAGAGCAGAAUUCAGAGAGUAGCAGAUGUUAUCCGCAGGUCUACAGCUGUAGUUGUUGUGGCAUUUGCAUCUUUUGGAGACAUGAAGAUCCUGUUGGAGGAGCUAUCACGUGAGCCUUUCCCACCUCGCCAGUGGAUAGGCAGUGAAUCAUGGGUAACAAGCACAGAAUUAACACAGUACAGUUUCUGUGCUGGGGCCAUUGGAUUUGGGAUUCAAAAGUCUGAAAUCCCAGGUCUCAGAGACUUCCUGUUGAAUCUCUCUCCUACUCAAGUGUCUGCCUCUCCAGUGCUUACUGAAUUCUGGGAGGAUGCAUUCAACUGCAGCCUGAAAAAAACUCCUGUCACAGAGAAGAAAGUGUGUGAUGGAAAUGAAGACAUACAGAAUCUCCAAAGCGAGUACACUGACACAUCACAGCUCAGAAUUGCUAACAUGGUGUACAAGGCUGUGUAUGCAAUAGCACAUGCCAUUCAUAAUGCAGUGUGUCAAAAAACAAAUGCCAUAGCAAAAUGUGACAAACUAAUCAAGUUAAAGUCCAAUCGGGUUUUAACUGAACUGAAGAAAGUAAAUUUUUCCCAAAAUGGAUAUGAUGUGUCAUUUAAUGCUAAUGGGGAUCCUGUGGCUAUUUAUGACUUGGUAAACUGGCAGAAAAGUGGGAGUGGCAUCAUUGAGAUAGUAACUGUAGGGCUGUAUGAUGCAUCACUACGAGUCGGCCACGAGUUUAAGAUUAACAGAAACAUAACCUGGAUGGAGAAUAGCAGAAAAGUGCCAGUGUCAGUCUGUACUAAGAGUUGUCCUCCAGGAACUCGUAAAAUGCUGCAAAAAGGAAAACCUAUCUGCUGCUAUGACUGUAUAGCAUGUCCUGAAGGAGAGAUCAGUAAUAUAACAGAUUCAGCUGACUGUUUACCCUGCCACAAAGAGUUCUGGCCUAAUGCAAAGAGAGACACUUGUAUACCUAAAACUGUAGAGUUUCUUUCAUUUCAAGACAUCCUAGGAAUUAUCCUGGCUACACUCUCAAUUCUGGGUGCCUUACUGGGCAUUAUAACCGCGGCUGUAUUCUUUUAUCACAGGACAUCUCCAAUUGUCCGAGCCAACAACUCUGAGCUGAGCUUCCUGCUGCUCAUCUCACUGACUCUGUGUUUCUUAUGUUCAUUAACUUUCAUUGGAGCACCAUCUGAGUGGUCCUGCAUGCUGCGUCACACUGCGUUUGGCAUCACCUUUGUGCUCUGUAUCUCCUGUGUACUUGGGAAAACUAUAGUGGUUUUAAUGGCUUUUAAAGCGACACUUCCAGGUAGUAAUGUGAUGAAAUGGUUUGGUCCUCCACAACAAAGAAUGACUGUUGUGUCUUUCACCUUUAUUCAAGUUUUAAUAUGUUCUUUUUGGUUAGUAUUCAGCCCUCCCUUUCCAAUAAAAAAUCUAACAACAUACAAGGAGAAAAUCAUAUUGGAAUGUGAUUUAGGCUCUGCUGUAGGCUUCUGGGCUGUGCUCGGCUAUAUAGGUCUACUUGCUGCCUUUUGCUUUGUUUUAGCUGUCUUAGCCCGCAAAUUACCUGAUAAUUUCAAUGAAGCCAAGCUUAUCACUUUCAGCAUGCUGAUAUUCUGUGCAGUGUGGAUCACCUUUAUCCCAGCAUAUGUCAGCUCUCCUGGGAAAUUUACAGUGGUUGUGGAGAUUUUUGCCAUUCUGGCCUCCAGCUUUGGCCUAAUAAUAUUUAUAUUUGCUCCAAAGUGUUUUAUCAUAUUGUUUAAGCCUGAGAAGAACACCAAGAAAUAUUUAAUGAACAAAAAUCAGUCAUAGUAUGUUAAUAAUCUGAAAAGGUUAAUCUUCCAAUCGCAAAUUGAAAUUGUACACCAUCAAAGUUCUUCAUUCUUUAGUUAAAUGAAAUAUUUACUAGUUUUUUCUUAAAUAAGUUCAUAUUCAU
Oreochromis niloticus (Nile tilapia) is the source of this 3354-nucleotide messenger RNA. Its product is annotated as extracellular calcium-sensing receptor. Gene Ontology annotation, cellular component: plasma membrane. The transcript is spliced from 8 exons. NCBI's taxonomy places the organism in Eukaryota, Metazoa, Chordata, Actinopteri, Cichliformes, Cichlidae. Gene Ontology annotation, molecular function: G protein-coupled receptor activity. The coding region runs from base 606 to 3230 and encodes 874 amino acids. Gene Ontology annotation, biological process: G protein-coupled receptor signaling pathway. The record is from RefSeq and is a predicted model, not a curated record.